AUGAGUCAGAAGCAGCCCAGGAUUGAGCAAGGAAACCACGAGAGUGGAAAUUUGGCAGGUAUAGGCGAAAUCCUCAAUACCCCUAUUGUUGUGUUUUUUGACACGGGCGCAUCGCAUUCGUUCAUAUCUGAGUUGUGUGUGCAUACCUUGAGCUUGCCUAUUAGAAAAUCUGAACAUAGGAUGAUGGUGUCCUCACCAGUAGGAGGGAUAGUAGAGAUUUCCCGAUUUUGCUUGAACGUAGAAAUCGUACUAGGAGAACUUAAGUUAGUUGCUUACGAACUGCGAGUUAUGGCGAUGAGAGAUGUCGACGUAAUCCUAGGAAUGGACUGGUUAACCGCGAACUUUGCGACGAUUCGCUGUAAGGAGAGGCAGAUAACCCUACAAGCUCCGGGUACGGAACCCAUCGUGUACCACGGAAUCUCGAUGAACCGGCGAACCGCUAUAAUCUCUGCGCUGCAAGCCACCGCGAUGAUGAAGAAAGGACGUCCUGCCUGCCUUGUCUAUCUCCACGGAGAAGAGAAGGAGGAAAGGAAGAUAGAAGACGUCGCUGUCGUACAAGAUUUUCCAGACAUUUUUCUCGAGGUGUUACCUGGAUCGCCACCAGAUCGACAACUAGAAUUCACGAUUGACCUCGAACCUGGAGCUACACCCGUAUCCAAGGCACCGUACCGAAUGGCGCCUAAGGAAUUGGAAGAACUCAAGAUACAACUGCAAGAGAUCAUGGAUUUAGGUUUCGUUAUGCCUAGUGUUUCGCCAUGGGGCACUUGGACCCGAGGCCAUUGA
Molecule: messenger RNA, 783 nt
Organism: Salvia hispanica
Lineage: Eukaryota; Viridiplantae; Streptophyta; Magnoliopsida; Lamiales; Lamiaceae
Source: RefSeq, a predicted model, not a curated record